Mya arenaria is the source of this 1095-nucleotide messenger RNA. RefSeq lists its product as uncharacterized. Gene Ontology annotation, cellular component: cytosol. The coding region runs from base 123 to 860 and encodes 245 amino acids. Lineage: Eukaryota; Metazoa; Mollusca; Bivalvia; Myida; Myidae. The record is from RefSeq and is a predicted model, not a curated record. The transcript is spliced from 5 exons.
AAGGGUUGAUAGCAGGAUAAAACAUUCAACAUCUGAACAUCGAAAGUGUCCGUAGUUUCAUUUUAGGACCCCGAUCUUCAAAGCUAGUUAAACGGAAAAGGAGUUUAAAAAACUUAGCAGCCAUGUCAGUUGGAAGAAGCCCCCGCAGUGCCACCCAUUUGGUUCAUCAUUUGGAUGCCAGCCCCUUCAUGGUGGCCGCUGAUGUCACUGAUGCAAUUGGUGUUCAGUCCCCUGAGAUCCUUCUCUCGGAGUACCUUUGGCAACAGACGCAACAGUAUCACAACCAAGCAUUGCAGACAGGGUUUGUACAAGGAAUUAGGAACGCUACGCUCAACCCCGAGAGCUUCGGGGGCUACAUGCUUCAAGAUUCCAUGUUUUGUUAUGAGGCAUCAAAGAACAUUGAUCUUGCUGAAUCGAACGCAACAGAUCCGAGUAUCAAACAAUUCCUGCAGAAAAGGUUUCAAUCAUACAAGGAUUACUUCCAAUCACUGUUCAAUACCUGGCAUAUUGUGGACGCAUCCGGAAUAAAGCUAGACCAAGCUUGCACGGCCUACAUUGCCCAUGAACACGAUGUAGCCAUGAACCGCAACUCGGUAUACUUCGUUGUUGCCCUGCUACCUUGUGCAAAGCUAUGGCCAUGGAUUGGACAGCAGAUUGCAGCAGAUACAGGCAAUUUCGGCGUGUACACCAAGUGGGUCCAGGAAAACUUUAGUCCUGACAGUUCUGGAGUAACCAAGUACGAAACAUUGAUUAACAACGCUGAAGCUCAAGGGGUAAUAAACAGAAACGAGGCUCUGGAAGUCUACACGAAGAGCAUGAUGGGAGAGGUUAACUUCUUUGGCUCCAUCAUGACAAUCUAGAAGGAAUGUGUCCAUGGCAGUUGAAACAAAUAUGUUUCGAAAGAACGGCAAUACGAAAUUACAUCAUUGUUAAGCGUUAUUUGGAAUAUUGUCGGCAGAUAGUUUGCAAUACUAUAUACAUCAACUAUAAUUAGUACUGGAAUUUGUACAGCCAAUGUUAACCACAUAAUACAAAUACACAUUUUAUUUACAUUACAAAAUAUAUUUACUCAUGCUUGAUUUUAUUACGAUUUAU